AUGAAUGUCCAUGCCGACUUUGUCCCAAGCGCGCGAAAUGACAACGCCUGCACACAUCCUAAGACCGGCUCUACCUCCAACACUCUCGACGCAAAUAGCAUGCCCUCAACUCCAGAACCACGCAAACAUCCGGUAUCAGGACCACUGAACGCAGGUGCUGGGGUCUACUUUCCAGGUACUUGCAGAUGGAACCCAUACGUCUUCGAAGUCCAGUGCGACUUCGACGCUGAAGCACUCUAUCACCAACGUAGAGUGGAAGAGAUGGCAGCAGACGGAGCACAUGCAUCACAGUUGCAUGUCCAGGGUUUCCAUUUUCCUACCUCUUCGAAUCGAUUUGACCACAUCCCCCCCGUCUUCACAGCCUUCCGGAAUUUCGAGAGGUUUCCACUCAUAAAAGCCAAAUAUGAAGAGGGUACUCGCGAGGCACGUGAGUCGUCGAGACGAUCCUUCGUCCAGUACAUGCACGAUGGAGACAAAGAAAUCGAGGAGGAGGAGGAGGAGGAGGAGGAGGAGGAGGAGGGCGACACCUGGAGGAUCACAGAUCCCCAGUCCGAUUAUCAGUGGCUCCGCCUCGCGGAUCUACAGGGCUUAAAGUGUAUCCACCACUUUAACGUUUUUGGUCGACCGGUCCUCACGAAGUCGGAUACAGCUCCGGCGACCACAAUCGCCAUCUUGAAGUCGACCCCAAAGCACCUCAAUGUCACCACUCCCGAUGGGCUGUGGAAGAGCACUGUCAUGAAUUGUGCUCAGCAGCUGCUGGAUCCUGUCCUCUACUACGGCAAGAAGGAGAUUCUGGAAUCUCUUCGUGGAUCCGAACUGGAGAACGCUUGCAUAGGAAAAUGCCUGAAAACCUACAGUCGGCAUGGCUGGUGGGUCCAUGACUACUAUGGACCUGAAGAACACCAUGUCAUAGCCGAUUCCCUCAAUCCAUCGUGGUAUCCCGACCCUACACAGUUCAUGGUGAUCAACGGCAUCACGGAGGGCUUCGGCCAUCGGGUCGACAUCAUCACUGCUGCCACGCAUGAAAAGGAGAAGGAGGAUGCAGCCCGCAAGACUGCGUUCAAUGCCAGGCUCGCACAAGGCCGGAAACCGUCUAAGCUUGGUCUCUCUUGCUUUACGCAUGAAGAUGUCGAAGAGGUACCGAGCUUGACUUCUCGCCCCAGGGCUACAUCAUCCUCCCUAAGUCACUCAGCUUACCCCACGGUCAGCCAACCUACCACAAUCGCGAAGCCAGUGCAGGAACCCGCUGGCCCAUCAAGCGAGAUUGUCGUUCCUGAUCGAUAUACAACAGGAGGCUCGCUAUCUCGUGAAGAGUGGAAGCGGCGUCUUGCUGCGACAGAAGACCGGCAUGUAGCAGCUCGUUGGGCGGAUGACGAAGAUGAGGACGAAGAGGAAUGGCAAGAGGAGUGUGUGGGUGCACCUGGACCCUCCUCUUCUGCCGAGGCCAUGAUUGAGGACGAAAAUCCACAGAGAGGCAGCAAUAAGCCAUCUGUGGAUGAAGAAGUUGAGAGCACGGAAACCUCUCAUGCCAACGAUGAUCGUCGCGUGUCCUCCUCAACGGCAGCUACAACCGUCGAGCACUCCCGCGCUUCGAGUGUUAGCCUCAGUGAGACCCCGGACACAUCUCUCCCAGUGUCUGACAAUGAAGAUGGCGGGUCAAAAGCCGUCACUGACGACGAGAGUGCCAGCAUCUGUGAUGGAGCAGAGAGUGCCGUUGGUGCGGAAGGGGUUGAGGAGGCUGAAGAAGAGCUUCCAGCCUCAAGCGUCCACACGCACGCCAGCAGUCUUCACACUCGCCUCGACGCUAUCGAAGACGCGAUGCAAACGGCUGCCACGCCAUCAGCAUCACUUGUGCCUGUCACUCCCGUGAUUCCUCCAAGGGAUCCUCGACGCAUUUCUAGCUUUGCCAACUCGAUUUCUCUGUCACGGACUUCGACCUUGGUGGAAACUCCAGAAUCUGCCGCGCCUAUAUUUGUCGACAAUCCCAGAAUUCCUGCACCGACUCCUCGCUAUCGCGGCCUCAAUGCCAGGAGGGAUCCUCCGGUUGACGCCCUCACGCCAACUGAUCCUUUGCCAAGUGGACCUCGACUAACGGUUCAUCGAUUCCCGAAUGGUGCUAUCACCAUGACGCUCCCUGGCCAACAACUCGGACUUGUUCGAAGUCCCGCGGUGCGCUUUGAUCAGCUGCCUGCAGAUUUUGGCAAUGCAUCUUUUCGACGUGCUGCUGUACCCCCAACUAGGAUUCUGAACAGAUCGACCCCUAGGACUGAACACGUCUCUCCAGGUGUUGGAGAAGUUGCACACGCUGCAGAGGACGCCUCUCUCAGUGGUGCAGCCAUGCAUCGAUCUCAGGCGUCGCCUUCAAUGGCAAUUAUCCUAUAUCGCAGGCCUGUGCCACUCAAUAACGCCAUGGUCCGAUACCUCCAGGCUUGGAAUCGCCUCCUUGCCAAUGCCACAUCGAACGGUGAAUAUUUCUGGCAAUGCGUUCUUCGAAGGGUUUGCAUCGAAAACUAUUUGGACGCGCUUGCACUAGAGAGAUGCGCGGCUAUCUACGAGGUCGAUGGCAGCGAGGUUGACGAAGACCAUGCGAUCUCAGGUGGUGCCAUAUUUACUUUCGUCGACGACGGUGGUGCUAUUGAAGAGGAGAUCAUUGGCAACAGAGUACAACCCGACGUGGCACAAUCUCACAACGCCGAGUUCAACGUUGGUGUGAUCGGUGAUAUCUCUCCAGAGAGCACCGCGCAAGAAGAGCAUGUGUCUAGCUCAGCGCCAGUGCCGCCUCCACAGCCAUCGCCGGCUUCCAUUGGCCCUUCAACAACCUUCCGCCCUCGACGCGAACGCCGCCGUUCCCGAUUUGCCCUUUCCCCGAUUCGAGAAGCAUCAUCGAAUGCCACGGCCGACCCUAGUCUUCCAGUGCAGGAGACUCUUCACAACACCCCGUCCCCUACCUCUCCGUUGCCGUCCUCAAACCCAUGCGCUCUCACGAACGAAGUGUCGCGCUUCUCAUGGACAUCAUCCGAAGCCUCUCCAGAGGCGGAAAGCCAUGAGGGAAACUACCAAGGAGGGGAUGACAGUGAUGCCCAGGAAUACGCAAGAAAGAAACAAGACGAGGUACUUCAGCCUGUGCCCUGCCUGCCAUUUUUUCAGCGCACACGCAUGGAUUGUCGACAUGCCAGCUUGGCCGCUACGCAUAGGAGAAGACUUCAAAAGCGCCGACCACCAACCCAAAAGACGCAGGCGACCUCAUCAUCCACCGCCAUCAACGCAAGCGUCACCAGCGCGCUAAAGGGUGCGUCGGCAAAGACAAAGGGUCUUUGGAAGAAAGGCUGGCAGAAGACGAAGGCAUUGUUUACGACGAAGAAUUGA
Molecule: messenger RNA, 3366 nt
Organism: Fonsecaea multimorphosa CBS 102226
Lineage: Eukaryota; Fungi; Ascomycota; Eurotiomycetes; Chaetothyriales; Herpotrichiellaceae
Exons: 1
Coding region: 1-3366 (1121 amino acids)
Source: RefSeq, a predicted model, not a curated record